Teleopsis dalmanni is the source of this 3136-nucleotide messenger RNA. RefSeq lists its product as uncharacterized. The record is from RefSeq and is a predicted model, not a curated record. The transcript has 4 exons. NCBI's taxonomy places the organism in Eukaryota, Metazoa, Arthropoda, Insecta, Diptera, Diopsidae. The coding region runs from base 199 to 3090 and encodes 963 amino acids.
CAAAAUCAACGCAUAUGCAAUCCAAAUCAUCACCAGGAACAAAUAUCAUAUUCGAAAAUAUUACUAUUCGAAAAAUAUUAUAAUUACUACCGCAUCCGGAGCAAUACAACCUUCAAGCACCAAGACUUAGCCAGAGACUGCAAGCACAACAUCAGCACACAAGACAGACACCAAUACACAUCACAAUUACAUAAAUCAAUGAUGGAUAUCAACCAAAUUAAUGAUCCUACUUCAUCCAAGGCAAUUAUACAUAGUCAUCUAAUUAAUCAUCAAGAAACAUCAUCUCAUAAAAGGCAUAUACCAGAUUCCUCUCAUCAUCAAAAUAAAGAAGAUAAAGAAGAUGAUAUAAUCACAAUAUAUGAUUCCGAUUCAUCAAUGUUUGAGUUACCUGAUACAACAUUAACUUCCUAUCAUCCCAUAAAUGCCACAAGGCCAAAUACGUCUUUACCUUCACCUAAACGCCAAAAACCAAACAUCGCAAUUGAUGUGCAAUCCAGAAUAUUGAAUGAAUCUACAACAAAAUUAACAAGCCGGACACAAAUAAUGAAACCCAACAGUUCAAAUAAUUCAACUACACUUUCAAACUUAUUCGAUACUAUAGAGGAGCAGGUAUCAAAACCCACAAACCCUCCAAUACUACCCUCAACAAAUGUGGUAAAAAACAAAGUAUCUAUUUUACCUACAUCAAAAAACACGAACAAUGCCCAAGCCCAAGCAAAUGAUCCUAUGCCGCCAACCAACUCCAACUUUCCACUAAACAUAUUGGAACCUUUUAUUGAGUCAAAUAAAAAUUCACCUAAACCUAAUUUGUAUGCUGGCAUAAUGCCUCUUACCGAAUACAAUAUACAAUUGUAUCCUAAAAUAGUACCUGGUGGUUUUACAAAUAUGACUACAUAUUAUGUGCCACUUGAGGUUGAAACCAUAUUAAGUUUCGGACCUAAAUAUUGCCCUAUACGGGUACCAGUAAUAUAUGAUUAUUACAAUGUAGUGAAAAACUAUUAUGAGGCCCAUUUAGAUUCUUUUAUAAAUCUUAAUCUAUGCAAUCCAUUAGAAAUGGAAGCUCAUUAUACUCAAGUAUUGAAUAUAAUUGAAAAAGAACAGAAUUUAACUUCAGUUCAACAAUCUUUAAAACAAUUAUAUGAGUAUGCUGCAAAUUAUCUAAAAAAGCAUAAAGAUACACUUAUCGUGCAAUCUGAUAAGUGCAAAUCUACGGUAUUAAUGUAUCGUUCAGAUUAUAUAGAGAAAAUGACCAAUUGGAUAUCCUCUUAUAUUGGUACAGGUUCAUGUGUAGAGGUAUGUGAAGACCCUGGAAUAUUAUCUCGUCGCAUAGGAGGUUAUUUUAGAAAAGUAGCUAGACCCUUAUGCAGGUUAUAUGAGAAGAAUAAUACCUUAUAUUCAAAGGAAAUAUAUCAAGAAAUCCAAAAAUUGCUAUCAGGUAUCCCAACCUUACCAUAUUUAUAUGGUACAAUUAAAACUCAUAAGGACGAUGCUUCUAUACGUCCAAUAUGUAGUCCCCUUGGAUGGUACAUCUCACCUAUCCAUAAAUUAGUUCAAUGCCUACUGAAAUAUACAAUAGAAGAUCGUUUGUCUUCACAUAAUGUGUAUAAUAUAAACCAUCUAACUGGUCAUAUCUUAGGGUUACGUCCUAUAUCAAAUUAUGUGUUAAUAUCUAUUGAUAUAAAGGAGAUGUAUCCUAGCACUCAAAUAUUACCCUUAUUACAGACAUUAAAUAAUAUAAUGCAACUCUCCUGGUUUUUGGAAAAAUGUCCAAUUCCAAUAUCUUUAUUGGAACAAUCAAUACAAUUUAUUUUACUUCACGGUAAUUAUUUUACCUUUAAUGGUAAACUUUAUCAGCAAAUAGAAGGUUUACCUCAAGGAGGUAGUGCCUCAGGACUGUUAGCAACAAUAUAUAUAGAUUCAAAGUUAGAAUUGUAUGCCAAAACCAUAAUGACCACCUACCGUGUACAUGCUUGGUGGAAGUAUGUAGACGAUGUUCUAGUCUACCUUCCACGUACAAAUGUAGAUUCUUAUUGCACUGCCCUAUCUAAACUUAUAGGUUAUAAACUGACAUAUGAAGUGGAAACCCCUCAUCCACUAUAUCAUAAUCAUCCUUGCAUAAGCUAUUUAGAUUAUAGAAUAAUACAUACAGAAGAUUCCUUCAAACUAGCUCUUUAUAAAAAGCCUAAAUUAUCUAAUAGAACCUGUCAUUAUACUUCACACGUACCUCAUCAUAUAAAGAAAGCCACACUCUCUUACUAUUUGAAACGAAUAGUAUAUCGUACAAGCGUAGAAUACCUACAAAGAGAUAUUACAGAAUGUGUGGAUCAGUUGUUACAAAAUAGCUAUCCUUUAUUACUAAUAAUCCAUACAUUAAAAGCCAUAAUAUUGGGUUAUCCUUGUAUAUCUUCACCUUAUAUACAGCAUUCUACCCCAGCUCGUAUGCAUCUAUUAAAACAAUUUAUAAAACCAUACGAAUUACAUUCAGAACCUUCAUAUCCAUAUUUGACACACAUUACUCCUAAACCUAAACAAUAUAAUAAAAGUAUUGUUUUUAGUUGUGAAGAAAUUUCAUUCUUCUUACGCUCAUCUUUAAAAGAUUUAUCUGUAGGAUCUCCUACAUUUUGUCGUUCAGAUACAUUAUUUACCUUAUUACAUAUGUCACUUCGGUCAAUAGGACCAACUAAGCAUCUAUCUUCAAAACAUAGGAUAUUAUUAACCACUUGUAAAACUUGUGAUAUAGGAUUCUUAUGCACGGGCAAAGGCAUACCACGUGAAAUAAUAGAAGAUGUAUUAAAAGACACACGAUCACCAAUGCACCAACAUUCAGUAAAAUAUAAUCACCUGAUAUCAACACAUCCUGUAGAACUACCAUAUUCAUCUAAAUUACAACCAUCCGAACAAAUGCAACUGUAUAAGACGAUAUAUGUGUCAAUGGGUUUGGAAUGGGACCCCAACCAAAACUACGAAUUGAUUCCUCGCUUUAUAGCACGUAGCUUGGAUGCUUAUUUGCAACGUUUCCGACCAAUAUUACCUCUUAAUAACACUAAAACCCGUAAUACCGGUAUGAAAAUACCUCGUGCCAAUAAAUAAUCAUCAUAUUCAUAUUACAAAUAUAUGAUAAUAUAUAAUAUAUAAA